AAAUUACCUAUUUCUUCUAAUAUUAUCAGUCGUAUAUGUUGUAUUUGUCCUUUAUGAUAGAGAAAUUUUUCUCAUUUCAUUAUUUUUUAUGUGGUGUAGCUUGGUGGCUUCAAUUCAACAUUACCAGGCAAACGUCGACUUUCUGUACUUGUUUCUUGUGUUUCCACCAUCAUUAUUGCCAUGUUUGUAAUUCUUUUGCUAUUGCAGGCAUUAAGUCGAAGCAGUUAUGGUUCUCAACCUCUCCUUAGUAAUUAUUCUAUUUCUAUCCAUUUCUCACUAUUGAAUGGUAUUAAUCAAUAUUUUACUAAUUUUUUGGUUGAAGAUCAUUCUUAAGGUAUUAUGUUACAUUAAAUUACCUAUUUCUUGUAAUAUUAUCAAUCGUAUAUGUUGUAUUUGUCCUUUAUGAUAGAGAUUUCCUUAUCAUUUCAUUAUUUUUUAUGUGGUGUAGCUUUGUGGCUUGAAUUCAACACCUACAAGGCAAACGUCGACUUUCUGUACUUGUUUCCUGUGUUUCCACCACCAUUAUUGCCAUGUUUGUAAUUCUUUUGCUAUUGCAGGCAUUGGGUCGAAGCAGUUAUGGUUCUCAACCUCUACUUAGUAAUUAUUCUAUUUCUAUCCAUUUCUCACCAUUGAAUGGUAAUAAUCAAUAUUUUACUAAUCUUUUGGUUGAAGAUCAUUCUUAAGUUAUUAUGUUACAUUAAAUUACCUAUUUCUUGUAAUAUUAUCAGUCGUAUAUGUUGUAUUUGUCUUUUAUGAUAGAGAUUUUUUUAUCAAUCAAUUAUUUUUUAUGUGGUGUAGCUUGGUGACUUGAAUUUAACAUUACAAGACAAACGUCGACUUUCUGUACUUGUUUCUUGUGUUUCCACCAUCAUUAUUGCCAUGUUUGUAAUUCUUUUGCUAUUGCAGGCAUUAAGUCGAAGCAGUUAUGGUUCUCAACCUCUACUUAGUAAUUAUUCUAUUUCUAUCCAUUUCUCACUAUUGAAUGGUAAUAAUCAAUAUUUUACUAAUCUUUUGGUUGAAGAUCAUUCUUAAGCUUGGUGGCUUGAAUUCAACACUACAAGGUAAAUGUCGACUUUCUGUACUUGUUUCCUGUGUUUCCACCAUCAUUAUUGCCAUGUUUGUAUUGCUUUUGUUAUUGCAGGCAUUGAGUCGAAGCAGUUAUGGUUCUCAACCUUUACUUAGCAUUGAGUCGAAGCAGUUAUGGUUCUCAACCUCUACUUAUUGGAGAUAUGAGAGGGAGAAGGCUUCAAUCCAAGAAAUGAGUGAUGAAACUUCAAUAAUAAGUGGUUGAAUUUUUGUUCGUAUGUGAUGUUUGAGGAUUUGUGAGAUAUCUUUUGAACUGUGGUCAAAGGAAAGCAAUUGUAAGUUUCCUUUAAAUAUAAUUAGUUGUAUAUGUUAUUUAUGAUGUAACUUUCUUUCUCGUAUCGUUGUUUUUUUAUUUAAGGUGUAGAUUGGUGGCCUUAAUGCAUAUUAUACGUUGAACGGGGUAUUUCCAACGUUAUUUUUUCAUGUGCACCCACCCUUAUUGGCAUUGAUGUCUCAUGGCUCCCCAGGGCAAACAAUUUCUUCAAUUGCAGCAAUGAAUGAUUAGUCAUCUAAUGUUAUUUUCAUGUCAAUUUGUUUCAAGUUAAUAAUUGUCUGACCUUAUACGAGUAAUGUUAUGCUUAGGUGGUUGGAUUACGAUAAAGAAGCCUAAUAUAAAAGUAUUGGGCAUCUGUCCAUGCUCAGUCUUUAUACGUUGAGAUAACUGACAAUUUGCUUAGGGUUCAUGUUUGUAUUGCUUUUGUUAUUGCAGGCAUUGAGUCGAAGCAGUUAUGGUUCUUAACCGCUACUUAGUAAUUAUUCUAUUUCUAUC
This is a messenger RNA of Vigna unguiculata (cowpea), 1855 nucleotides long. Lineage: Eukaryota; Viridiplantae; Streptophyta; Magnoliopsida; Fabales; Fabaceae. The record is from RefSeq and is a predicted model, not a curated record.